AAAUAUGGCGGCCACUAGCGAGACGUGAUUACUCUCGUCGAGUUCGGUCCUCUAUGUUUCUAGAGAAAAGCAAAAUCCAACAACAAUAUUCCCUCAAUUUCCUAAAUUUGCCGACUAGCUGCCUAGCUAGGGUUAGCAUCUCUUACACGAAAAGUAUAUCUGUAUAUGUAUAAAAGAGACUCGCGAGGAUGCACACACGAAUACACACAGCUUUCACUUUCACUUUCGCAGCUGCGCCAAGGAAAAGAAAAGAAGAUGUCUCGAUUCCCAUGUAUGCACUACUCGAUCAUAUCCCGAACCAAAACACUCUCUUGAUUUCUUCCUGAAACCACCACACACACGUCCAUCAGCAGCUCGCAAGCUCGGCUGGUACGCAGGCACACCAUGCGGCGGCUCAGCGACGCAGGGGAGGCCACGCCGCUCGUCACCCCCGCGGCGGCCGCGGCGGCGGGCGGCACCUUGGCGUCGCCGGCCGCUGCGGGGAGCAACGCCAACUUCGACGCCAACAUGGUGAUCAUCCUCGCCGCGCUGCUCUGCGUUCUCAUUUUCGCGCUCGGGCUCAACUCCGUCAUCCGCUGCGUGCUCCAGUGCGGCCGCCGGCUCGCGCCGUCGUCGAGCCUCGCGGCCAGCGCCACCGCGGCGAGGACGACGACAUCCGUGCACGUGCAGGCGGGGCUCAAGAGGAAGGCGCUGAGGAAGAUACCCGUGGAGGUGUAUGGCGGGGCCAAGUCUUCCGGCGGCGCCCUCCCGGCCACGGCCACGGAGUGCGCCAUCUGCCUCGGCGAGUUCGCCGACGGCGAGAAGGUGCGCGUGCUCCCGCGGUGCCACCACGGAUUCCACGUCCGCUGCAUCGACAUGUGGCUCGCCACGCACACCUCCUGCCCCAACUGCCGAGCCUCGCUCGCUGAGGACGGCGCCGCCGCUGCCAACGGCGGAGGGGGAUAGCGCCGGACAGGGCGCCGGAGCAGGUGGACCGGUGAGGUGGUGCAGCUUGGGAGGCGCGACGGCGGCCGUCUCGAUGAGGCGGGGAAGCGAAGGCGGGCAUCCUAGCGGCGGCGGCUGGCAUGGUGGAGCGGGGAACCGGAGGCGGCCGUCCUAGCGGUGGCAUGGUGACGCACCGGAGAGGAGCGACGGAGGGGCAACACGGUGGUGCAGGGCACACAUCCUGAACUUUCAUGCGGGUUUUUACUCGUCAAAUUAUACGGAAAGGGCUAUCUUUUCAUGGUUAAGGGAAGGUGGGGGUGUUUUUACGGGAUCCUUUAAAAUAUUUCUAGAUUUAUGGGAGCUAUUGGAGUUGCUCUUAGUGUGUUUGUCAGCGGUACGUCUGACUAUUUAUAAGGGUGAUGCCAACAGAUGAUCUAGUUUCAGCGAAAACAAACACCACUCGCGGGUCAAAAAUUAAAUAGUCUGUGGUGGCAUAGUUAUCAUGACUGUCGAACGGGAGCUAACUGUUCUGUCUAUUAGUACUGUGAUGAAGGUACAAAUAUUCUACCCGACAGUGGGAGAACAUCCAUGUAAACAAGCCCACAUUUUGCACCCAAGUAUAAAAACUCUUCUCCUAUAUAACAUAAGCCCUUCCAC
Messenger RNA from Triticum aestivum (bread wheat), 1581 nucleotides. RefSeq names its product RING-H2 finger protein ATL74. The transcript has 2 exons. Gene Ontology annotation, molecular function: transferase activity. The coding region runs from base 385 to 945 and encodes 186 amino acids. NCBI's taxonomy places the organism in Eukaryota, Viridiplantae, Streptophyta, Magnoliopsida, Poales, Poaceae. Gene Ontology annotation, biological process: protein ubiquitination. The record is from RefSeq and is a predicted model, not a curated record.